Molecule: messenger RNA, 804 nt
Organism: Ambispora leptoticha
Lineage: Eukaryota; Fungi; Glomeromycota; Glomeromycetes; Archaeosporales; Ambisporaceae
Source: the annotation of a GenBank genome assembly
AUGUCUAACGAUAAUGCUAAAAUUAAUGGGAAUAAAGACAAGCGUUUUGAACGAGUCAUCUUGAAUGUUGGUGGAAUAAAGUAUGAAACAUAUAGAAAUACAUUGACAGCAUUUCCGGAGACAUUACUCGGAACAAUGUUUCAGGAGAGAAAUCAACAAAUACUUCAUCCUAUUGACGUAGAAAAUAAUGAAUACUUUUUCGAUAGAAAUGGACGAGCAUUUCACUACAUAAUGGAAUUUUAUAGAACAGGAAAACCAAUAUGGGAAGAUAUUUUUGACCGUAAAAAUACCCACACUACUAAUUACAAUAAUUGUAUCCACGACUACGUUUCCGAAAAAGAACUCUUGAUUGAACUCGAUUACUUUCAAAUCCCAAUACGCACCCAAAUUCAUACGCCACCAACUCUCGACGACGCCGUGAAGGUUCUCGAAGAAUUUACGGAAAUGAUGAAAUACCUCAUUUACGAAGUACAAAAAUUAUUCCGAUCUCAACUUAUAGUGCAUUUACCAUUAUUCGAAUUCAAUUAUUUGUCGGUACGUCCGGAUAUCACCUCUCUUCAGUCGCUGAUUGCACCAUUUAGAUAUAAUGGGUCGGCGAUAACACAUCGAUACGGACCGAUAAUACAAAAUAAUUUGAUUGAGGAAUUUCCAGGAUUGAAUUGUACUAUUGCUCAUGAAAAUAUAGGGACGAGUAAUAAUGAAGUUUGGGUUUACUCAUGGAGGAUAUCUGCACCACUUGCUUUUCCGCAAAAUGAGGUUAUUGAAAAAAGUGUGUUGAAAAAUUCGGGUAUUGAUUUAAUUUAG